Messenger RNA from Pseudozyma flocculosa PF-1, 1863 nucleotides. RefSeq lists its product as uncharacterized. The coding region runs from base 1 to 1863 and encodes 620 amino acids. NCBI's taxonomy places the organism in Eukaryota, Fungi, Basidiomycota, Ustilaginomycetes, Ustilaginales, Ustilaginaceae. The transcript is spliced from 3 exons. The record is from RefSeq and is a predicted model, not a curated record.
AUGAGCGCAACCGCACCAUGGGACCCCUUUGAAGACGUCUCGGACGAAAGCGACACGUCGCCUGAUCCGCCGCUCUCGACCCCACUCACGCCCGAGGAGCGCUCCAAGCUGACGUUCCAGCAGCAGAUCGAAUGGGAGUACAAUCAGGUCCGGCACCGCAGGGACAGGGAUGCGUGCUACUUUGUCAAGCCGCCCGGCUUCCUCUUCUCGUGGCCCGACACUGGCACCUGGCGCGCCAAGCAGGUGGCCGUCCCCUUGCUAUGGGAGGAGAGGUGCUCUCGCAUCGACAAGCACCACCAGGCCUGGCUCUGCCAAGAGGACCUGCAUGCCGAGGUCGAAAAGUGCCUCGGGGAACUCAUCGUCCUGGGCUACGCCGACCUCGCAAAAGGUUUAGCCGCGACGAUGCAAGAGCGGCUGGAGCGAUACAGACCCAGCGAGGCGUUCCAGCGCUUCUUUGCAGGGGGACCCAUGACACAGCAAGACGACAUCGACGAGCGACUCCGCGCCUGGCUGCCCGACCGGCCCACCAUGGAAGAGCCGCUGGUGAGGCCACACCACCUACGCGCCACGUCGGCCUCGCUGCUGGCCGCGGAACAACCGUGGAAGAGCCAGGAUGUCAACAACGCCAGUACACUCAUACGCUGGCAGGAGUACAUCCAGAUCCUGGCCACGGUCGCCAAGCGCACGACGCCGACGCCCACCUGGCACGUCUACGCCACCAAAGAGGACGCAGAGAGCGCAUCGCUCCCGCCCCGCGAGCACGAGGAGCUCGCGCUUGAUCUACUCGGCAAGACGAUCGACUGCCGCCUCGACGCAUCGCUCCCCUCGGCUUGCAUGAGGUCUUAUGGCCGCUGGGAGGGACUCUGCGUAGGCAUCUCGCUCGCGGCUCGACACGGGCGCAACAACCUCGUCGCAAAGGGGCUCGAGGCCCUCGUCUACCUCCCGACCAACCACAAGACGUGCGGGUGCUACACGGCAAGCAACUACCGCCGCUUGCUGGUCGAUAUCGUCGAGAUGCUCGGUACCUGCACGGGCGUGUGGCGCGCCGUCCCUUCCGCCAACGAGAACGAGGGCUUCCUCGAGAGGCUGGCCUGGACCCGUUCUUCGAUCGAGGAUGGCAUCCGGCGCUUCACGGAGGCCAUCGAUCGCCGCCUUGGUCGCAUGCGCGACAAGGACUUGCCGACGCCAGAGGAGCCAUACCGCGGCUUCACCGUCGACCAGCUCGUCGCAGAGCUCGAAUCGCUGCGCCCCGACGUUGCCGCGGAACCGGACUCGACGGCGCAGGUUCUUGCUCGUCCGAUCCCAGCACAGAUCACGCAGCGGUACCUCUCGCUGCCCGCCGACCUGCUGAGAUUCUACCAGCUUCGGCCGCAAGGGCUACCUACGACCAAGUGCGACCUGCUGAACCCGUACAGUGCGAGUGGGUACCGAGGGUACUGCGAGGAUCCAGCGACGUACGUCGAGAUCCUCCCGGGCGACCGCCUGCUCGACGAGCGGCUGGUCAACCACCAGAACGUCGACCAGGGCGUCCAGUGGCUCUGGACGCGCAUCGACCUGGCCAUGAGGGACGCCGGCAUCCUCUUCACCCACGGGCAAGAGGACGACAUGUACGACGACGACAGGUACUCGCUCUACGCCUACCUCAUGCCGCCCGCGCUCUACUCGUACAUGCGUCGCCUCAACGGUCUUUCCCCGCCCAAAGAGGACGAAUGGGUCGUGUUCGAAGACUUUACCAUCUUCCUUGGCUUCACGGAGUGGUUGAGGUACGUCACCACCAAGAUCAGGAGGCUCGUCGAGGCGGAUAGCGCCGGGGGCCGCGACGACGCCGCAGCGACGGCGACAGAGGAUGCGCAGAGCGGGUAG